AGUGACGUCGUGGGCUGCAGCGCAGCAGCACCCAACGCAGUGAGUACCUUGAUCUCCUGCGUGGCCUCGUCCCUGGUCUUAGUUCCACCGGGCAGCGGGAGUCAGGACCGCCUGUCCUCAGACCCCUCCGCAGCGACUGUGGCGGCCGCAGUCUAGCAGGAAAGGAGAGGGAGCUUUCCCCGAAGACCCUCCUGGACCAGCCCCAGGCUCCUGUGCUGGUGAGGCCGAGGGAGAGGGAUGUGGGCAUAGGACACGUAGCAGGAUUUCCAUUUUAGAGGCAGCCGGACCUGUCUUCAGGUCCCUUCCUUGGUGAGAGACAGGGGUACGCCAGAGGAAGCUGGGCGCUCGGCCUCUGUGCAGCCUCAUCUCCUGGAAUCUGAGUAUUGAAAACUGGGCUUUUACUUCGCACACCUCAGCACAGACUCCCAUGGGAAUCCAGGUCACAGCAAAGCAGCCCUGGGCCUCCAUUCUCCUUUAAGCAAGCAUGACAAUCCUCACUUCACUGAGUUUUUAUUAAAACUAGCAAUGACCUUAGAAAGCAAGGCAUGACCUCAGCUCCACUUUUGAGGCUGCAGUCCAUUCAGAGAGGUUUCGCAGACUCGGUAACGGCCAGAACAGACAGCCUGGGCCCUGCCGCAGGCUGACUCAGAAUCUUUGGGAGUAGUGACCAACUUCUGCUUUUGGAAAAACCUCUACAGGCGGUUCUGAGAAGUCCAAGGGUUGCUGGGAGAGGUUGGUUGCACGCCAGGGCCUGUACUGACCACCUCCACGUGCCACUGGGGCUGUAAGGAGGAAUGGCGGCCGUGGGCAGCCUGCUUGGCCGGCUGAGGCAGAGCACCGUGAAGGCCACCGGACCUGCACUCCGCCGCCUGCACACAUCCUCCUGGCGAGCUGACAGCAGCAGGGCCUCACUCACUCGUGUGCACCGCCAGGCUUAUGCACGACUCUACCCCGUGCUGCUGGUGAAGCAGGAUGGCUCCACCAUCCACAUCCGCUACAGGGAGCCACGGCGCAUGCUGGCGAUGCCCAUAGAUCUGGACACCCUGUCUCCUGAGGAGCGCCGGGCCAGGCUGCGGAAGCGUGAGGCUCAGCUCCAGUCGAGGAAGGAGUACGAGCAGGAGCUCAGUGAUGACUUGCAUGUGGAGCGCUACCGACAGUUCUGGACCAGGACCAAGAAGUGACCGUGGCUCCAGCCACCCCGGGACAUUGCUAAGAUGGGAGGGCUGUUCUUAAAUCACUCGUUCUUGAAGCUGCCA
Molecule: messenger RNA, 1256 nt
Organism: Homo sapiens (human)
Lineage: Eukaryota; Metazoa; Chordata; Mammalia; Primates; Hominidae
Gene: MRPL55
Product: mitochondrial ribosomal protein L55
Exons: 5
Coding region: 795-1181 (128 amino acids)
Cellular component (GO): mitochondrion; mitochondrial large ribosomal subunit
Molecular function (GO): structural constituent of ribosome
Source: RefSeq, a predicted model, not a curated record